This is a messenger RNA of Apaloderma vittatum (bar-tailed trogon), 1568 nucleotides long. Its product is annotated as probable phospholipid-transporting ATPase IF. Gene Ontology annotation, cellular component: trans-Golgi network; endoplasmic reticulum; plasma membrane. Gene Ontology annotation, molecular function: ATPase-coupled intramembrane lipid carrier activity; ATP hydrolysis activity; ATP binding. Lineage: Eukaryota; Metazoa; Chordata; Aves; Trogoniformes; Trogonidae. The annotation marks the transcript as partial. Gene Ontology annotation, biological process: phospholipid translocation. The transcript is spliced from 14 exons. The record is from RefSeq and is a predicted model, not a curated record.
GACCCACCACAUCAAAGCGAUACAAGAACUAUUUAUAUAGCAAAUCGUUUUCCCCAGCAUGGCCAUUAUGUUCCUCAGAAGUUUGCGGACAACAGAAUCAUAUCAUCCAAGUAUACGGUGUGGAAUUUUGUUCCAAAAAACUUGUUUGAGCAGUUCAGAAGAGUAGCCAACUUUUAUUUUCUGAUUAUAUUUUUGGUUCAGCUCAUGAUAGAUACCCCUACCAGUCCUAUUACCAGUGGAUUGCCAUUAUUCUUUGUCAUAACUGUGACAGCCAUAAAACAGGGUUAUGAAGACUGGCUACGGCAUAAAGCAGACAAUGAAGUAAAUGGUGCUCCCGUUUAUGUUGUUCGAAGUGGUGGCCUUGUAAAAACUAGAUCCAAAAACAUUCGGGUGGGGGACAUUGUCAGAGUAGCCAAAGAUGAGACUUUUCCUGUUGAUCUGGUGCUCUUGUCAUCUGAUCGAGUCGACGGUUCGUGCCACGUUACUACAGCAAGUUUGGAUGGAGAGACUAAUCUUAAGACACAUGUUGCAGUCCCAGAAACAGCAGUGUUACAGUCUGUUGCCAACCUGGACAAACUUGUAGCUGUCAUAGAAUGUCAGCAGCCAGAAGCAGAUCUAUACAGAUUUGUUGGAAGAAUAACUGUAAGUCAACAAACUGAAGAAAUUGUACGACCUCUUGGGCCUGAAAGUCUCUUACUUCGUGGAGCAAGAUUAAAAAACACUAAAGAAAUAUUUGGUGUUGCAGUGUAUACAGGUAUGGAGACAAAGAUGGCAUUAAAUUACAAGAGUAAAUCUCAGAAACGGUCAGCAGUAGAAAAGUCCAUGAAUUCCUUUUUGAUUAUUUAUCUAAUAAUCCUCCUCUUUGAAGCCAUUCUGAGCACUAUUUUAAAGUAUGCAUGGCAAGCUGAAGAAAAAUGGGAUGAGCCUUGGUAUAAUGGAAAAACAGAACAUGAAAGAAACAGCAGUAAGAUUCUGAGAUUUAUUUCAGAUUUUCUUGCUUUUCUGGUACUUUACAAUUUUAUCAUACCUAUUUCACUUUAUGUGACUGUUGAGAUGCAGAAAUUUCUUGGAUCUUUUUUUAUUGGCUGGGAUCUUGACCUCUAUCACAAAGAAACAAACCAGAGAGCGCAAGUAAAUACUUCAGACCUCAAUGAGGAAUUGGGACAGGUAGAGUAUGUGUUUACAGACAAAACCGGUACAUUAACUGAAAAUGAGAUGCAGUUUCGGGAGUGCUCCAUUAAUGGUGUAAAGUACCAAGAGGUCAAUGGUAAACUAACUCCGGAAGGGUUUUCUGAAGAUUCCCCAGAUGGAAAUAGGCAUAGCUUGAUGAAAGAGGAAGAACUCUUCUUGAAAGCAGUUUGUCUUUGUCAUACAGUGCAGAUCAAUGCAGAUCAAACAGAUGGUGCUGAUGGUCCCUGGCAUGCCAACGGAAUAACAUCCCCGUUGGAGUAUUAUGCUUCUUCACCAGAUGAGAAAGCUUUAGUUGAAGCUGCAAGCCGGGUUGGAGUAGUAUUUACUGGAACUAGUGGGGACAGUAUGGAAGUAAAAAGUCUCGGAAAACCAGAAAG